Molecule: messenger RNA, 2131 nt
Organism: Amoebophrya sp. A25
Lineage: Eukaryota; Dinophyceae; Syndiniales; Amoebophryaceae
Source: the annotation of a GenBank genome assembly
GAUCUUUCUACUUCCUAAAAGCAUCUGUUAUCCUCAUGAUCUGUCUAUCCUAACAACAGCAUGAUCUGUCAUUUUUCUCUUAAUUUUUUCCCAUGUAAUCCCCGUAUGACUGGAGCCCAGCGUAUGGUUCCUGUGCCGAUUCAGUUAUUCCUUAAUCUAAACCUCUCUGAGAUUGAAACAUCAACGGCGAGUGGGUUCGCCUCAGCAUGAUAAAUACAAUUAGAAAGAACAUUCAUAUGGUUACAAACUUGUUUUUUCAUUCUACUAUAUUCGAAGUUAAAUAAGUUAUUUUGUCAUUAACUGACUUAUUUCUUUUCAUACUAGUCUUUUUUGGACCAUGAAGACCACAACACGCAGUAGCCCGAAUGCCAGACCGCCGUUACUACCUGGCGGUCAUCGGCGUGGAACUUUGCGGAGAAAUCCAGUGACAGCUAGCAGGAAUGCGAACGUAGGAUCAGGACCAGGUCAACCUGCCGCCAAGGUCUCCAAUACACCUGAGCAAACUCGCUACAAUGAACCGGUUUUCGCUUGCUACGUGCGGAAGGGGUCCGCAGUCUCCGAGAGGACGGGGUCCAAUGAAAGCGUAAAAAGUGCGGUCGGAGGAAGGUUGAAGCUUUCCUUGGUUCGCUCUACUUCGCCAGAGAAGGUAGAUUCUUCGGGCCACCAAGGUAACAAUGCCGGUAAUAAUGGCUUCACGCGACUCGAUGACCGCGGCGCACCGUUGUCGUCUAGGGGCAUGGGUGCACGAGAUCAACGUGGCGACGGUGGAGUCGGUGAGCCACGAGUCGUGACUACUCCACGUGGCACAAGUACAGUUUACCCUACCAACACGACAAGGACUACCUCAUCCUCAUCCAAUGCAGCGCCUACAGGGAGAACCACUACGCCACGGAGGCAAAAGCUACGCGAAAUCGAACAGGUUGCUAGAGGAGAAAGACGCCGUUCGAGUUCUUUCAACGGGGUGGAGAAGGUAGACUUGGAUCUGAGAAAUGUUGGUGUUGACGACAACUCUGUAAACGAGGGUGAACAACAAGAUCCAGACACGUCAAUCUCAUUUGGCGGAGGUGAACAAGAUGACUACAGCUUUUUUCAAGCAGUGUCUGGCGCAGAUGAAGGAAACACAGCGAGUAAAAAGAAGAGCAAUGAUGAGGUGAAAGUCCCACGACCAACGUUUAUCUACAACACCCCUGGUUUACGGGAGUUGGUUACUACUCCUCGGAAUAACGACGACGUCAAUGGAUCAGCAACAGCACGAACUUCGACAGCCGCCUCGUCUUCUUCAUCGACGAGAGAAAGCGAAUCCUCUACGCAGCAAGCCAAUGCAGGUAGCACUGCUAGCCACAGUCAAGCAGAUGGCGCUACGGACACAGAGAAAGAUGCACGUCCGACGUUGCAGCAUAGAGCAGGCAUUGAUUCGUUGUUGAGCAAGGUCUUGCUGGGCACUGGCUCUAGUGCAGGUUCAUCAAGUGGGACUUCAUCAAGUGGGACUUCAUCCACUUCAGGUUCAAGUUCUUCAUGUGGGCCUACCACUAGGUCCGCUGCGAGCGUCGCUGCAACGCUUGCAGGCAUUUCUGUGGAGAAUAAGCGCAAACGCUUUUUGGAGCGGAUACGAGGAGACGCGCCAAAAGAACAAGGUGGCACGUCUGCAGCAUCUUCGGGAGCAACCAGUAGUGCCGCUUCUGAGGGUGUGAAGCAUACUUCUCAAGACAACAAUAACUUUUUCCAGGAUUACUACCAGAACGAUUGGAACAUCUACGAAAAAAAGUGGGAAGAGUUUACUUCUACAACGGGAAGAAGUAUCGCCUCUGCAAAUGAUGUCCCUUGGCCACCUGGCUUCGGAGUUUCCAGUUCGAAGAUGCUGGUUCGUUCUUCGCAAAGCUUAGCGAAUAAAGACGCCUUUCACUUGUUGCAACGACGGUAUCAUCCGGACAAGUUUUUAGCGAGGUAUAUGUUUAGUUCGGAUGCAGUGAGGCAAGAAGUAGCGGGGUUGGUGAAAGAGCUAUCGCAAAGACUGAAUCAGGAAUGGAAAGUGGUUUCAACAGGUGAAAAUAGUCAGGGGAAUAAGCGGUGAUUGGAUUUGGUAAUAUCUGGUGGACAGUGAGAAGUCAUGACUUCUGGGUUAAGAAUACAU